AUGACCCGCCCUCUGUUUGUUUUAUUGUUCCUUUUUUUGCUGGGCUGCAUCAGUGGGUAUGCACAAGGGAGUCGUUUCAAAGAAAGUACAACCAGGACGAUUGGAAAUGACAAGGAACUGUUUCAAGCAAAGAACUCCGCUAAUGAAGUGAAAGUGAAAGUAGAUGUGGGACAUGAAAAACUAUCACCACUAUCAUCUUUUACUGGCUCUAAAGUAACCUCACCCCGCAGUUUUCAAGGUUCUUAUCUUUGGUUGGGGAAUGGGAAACUGGUGGCAAUUGACACUGCUGCUACUGCCAUGUACCAGAAAUCUGCAAACAAGAGUGAAUUCAUCGAUUUUUUGACACAAGAGAGCAGUGACAAUGGAAAAAAAUGGGGGGAAACCCAUAAAAAGAGGUUCGGUAUUUAUUCAUUCCCAUACGCGCAAGAGCUAGAGAAACAUAAAAUGUAUGAUAACCAUCGGAGUGUGUUUGUUCUUGUGGAAAGCAACAACCUUCAAAGCCAAUAUCGUUCCCAAUCACAGGGUACGGAAAUCAAUACUAAAAAUUCUACUCUUCGCACUGUGCGCAUGUAUACUGGUAAUGAUAAAAACGGAAAGUAUUCAUUGAGUUACUUUGCUUCCAAUAUUGCAUUUCCUUUUACGAAAGGAAAGGAAAUGGUUGUGCGAUUCCUUGCUGACGAGAUUACACCAAUUUUGAGAAUGACAAAUUAUGGUUUUGUGUUUCCUGUCCAAUUUAUUACAGCGAAGGACAAAAUCAUUUCGACAGUUAUGGUUGACAAUUUCGAAGAUGAUAAUUGGAACGUUGGUAGUUUAACUGAAGAAGGUACUUAUAAUCCUGCUGUUCUCGAGUGGAAAAAUGGUAAUUUGAUGAAGAUUGCUCAUCAUACCAGCGGCCAUUACAGAGUGUACGAGUCCACCGAUUUGGGAAAGACAUGGACAGAGUCUACCAGUACACUCUCCCGUGUGUGGUCCACCUCCACUGUAGCUACUAACAUACCAAUUACUGAGCGUGGAAGUCAAAACAAUUUUAUUACUGCAACUAUUGAUGGGAAGCGUGUCAUUCUUUUUCUGCAGUCCGUGGGAUCUGAACAUAGGAAGAAACUCUAUCUGUGGGUGACUGAUAACACACGUAUUUAUCACGUUGGCAUGAUAGUUGAGAAUAAAAAAGUGAAGAGAAGCACUUUAUUGUUCAAGGAUAACAAACUCUACUGUCUGUAUGAGACUGUUGAAGGGACAGGUAAGCACAAAGUCUUCUUUCUGGAUCUUACAACUUCAAUGGAGGAGAUUAAGAGGGUGUUAAACAAGUGGACUGAACUAGACCAGACUCUCUCUGAGAGUCGUUGCUGCGCUGAUAACAGUGGUAUUUCAUCUCGUCAGUGUAAGUAUCCUGUUCCCACUAUUGGGUUGGUGGGCUAUUUGUCUGGAAAUAUCGAUGAAGGGAAAUGGAAUGAUGAAUAUCUCGGCGUGAGUGCUUCUGUAAGUGGUACCCCAGAGAAGAAUCCCAACGGACUAACGUUAAAGGGAAUUGGUGCAGGGGCAAAGUGGCCUGUGAACACAGAUGGACUGGCGAAGCAGUAUUACUUUACAAACUACGCCUUUACUCUUGCGGCGACUGUGACUAUCCAUGAGGUACCAAAGAAGGAAAGCAGUCCUUUCUUGGGUGUAAGACUGAAUAAAUCGAAAAAAAGAAUUCUUUUUGGUUUGUCGUUCAAUAAAGACAAUACGUGGAGCACAAUAAACAGGGACGAAGCAAGUGGUCCAACAGGCAAAUGGGAAGUGAACAAGGCAUAUUCAGUGAUAUUGACAUUAAAAGACGGUAAGGCUAUUGUGUAUAUCAACGGUAUUCGUUUAAGUGCACCAUAUUACGCCGAAAUGGAAGGGGAAGAAGAGGUAUCACACUUCUACUUUGGUUCAGAGAAUUGGGGUGGAGACAAUAUUCACGUAACAAUAAAAAAUGUUAUGCUGUACAACCGCGUACUACUUCGCAGGGAAAUUAAUGCACUGGUCAAGAACAAUAUGAGUAUUGUUGUUGCAGAUGGCGAAAAGGAAAUUUCAGAGCAGGCAAGCAUGACAGAUUCUUCCCAGAGCCCUGUUAUCCACAGUCCUUCAAGACCUCAGUCAACCAGUUCCAGAGAGUAUAGGUUCAAUGAAAGACAAGGGAAUUCGCAGACGGCUGACUCACUUCGGAGACAGGGAGGCCGAAGAAGAUCUCCUGAGACACUGGAAACUGAAGAUGCAUCUGAAAAUAAUAUGCAGGAAGACCCUUCUAAGACAAUUCUGCCCAACAUCCAUGAUAAUAAUACCCAUCCCCAAAACACUAUUGAUGGCACUGUUCGUGUGUAUGGAUAUGGAUUGCCAAUACUUCUGCUGGGGUUGUGGGCUCUUGCAACAUCCCUCCUAUAA
Messenger RNA from Trypanosoma theileri, 2403 nucleotides. RefSeq names its product trans-sialidase. NCBI's taxonomy places the organism in Eukaryota, Euglenozoa, Kinetoplastea, Trypanosomatida, Trypanosomatidae. Gene Ontology annotation, molecular function: exo-alpha-sialidase activity. The transcript has a single exon. The coding region runs from base 1 to 2403 and encodes 800 amino acids. The record is from RefSeq and is a predicted model, not a curated record.